Betta splendens (Siamese fighting fish) is the source of this 3031-nucleotide messenger RNA. RefSeq names its product MAU2 chromatid cohesion factor homolog. Gene Ontology annotation, biological process: mitotic sister chromatid cohesion; maintenance of mitotic sister chromatid cohesion. Gene Ontology annotation, cellular component: chromatin; SMC loading complex. Gene Ontology annotation, molecular function: protein binding; double-stranded DNA binding. The record is from RefSeq and is a predicted model, not a curated record. The transcript is spliced from 18 exons. NCBI's taxonomy places the organism in Eukaryota, Metazoa, Chordata, Actinopteri, Anabantiformes, Osphronemidae. The coding region runs from base 45 to 1841 and encodes 598 amino acids.
ACAGCCAGGCCGGAGAGCUGAAAAACUUGUUGUUGUGGGGGAAAAUGGCGUCAAACGUAGAGGCCCCGGAGCGCUGGUACCUCGCCCUACUCGGCUUUGCUGAGCAUUUCCGAACCUCCAGUCCGCCUAAAAUUCGGCUUUGCGUGCACUGUUUACAGGCCGUGUUUCAGUUUAAGCCCCCGCAGAGGAUCGAGGCCCGCACGCAUCUUCAGCUGGGCUCGGUCCUCUACCACCACACCAAGAACAGCGAGCUGGCCCGCAGCCACCUGGAGAAAGCGUGGUUUAUAUCUCAGCAAGUCCCACAGUUUGAAGAUGUCAAAUUUGAGGCUGCCAGCAUCUUAUCAGAACUCUUCUGCCAACAGAAUCUGGUGGACUCUGCAAAGCCUCUGCUCCGCAAGGCCAUCCAGAUUUCGCAGCAGACUCCAUACUGGCACUGCAGGUUGCUGUUUCAGUUGGCGCAACUUCAUACUUUGGAAAAAGACUUGGUGUCAGCCUGCGACUUGCUUGGAGUUGGAGCAGAGUACGCCAGAGUGGUGGGCUCAGAAUACACCAGGGCUUUGUUUCUCCUUAGUAAAGGAAUGUUGCUGUUAAUGGAGAGGAAGCUUGGGGAAGUACAUCCACUGCUAACACUAUGCGGAACAAUUGUAGAAAACUGGCAGGGAAACCCCAUCCAGAAGGAGUCCCUCAGGGUCUUCUUCCUGGUCCUACAGGUCACACACUACCUGGAUGCUGGACAGGUAAAGAGUGUGAAGCCAUGUCUGAAGCAGCUGCAGCAGUGCAUUCAGACGAUCUCUACUCUCCACGAUGAUGAGAUUCUACCAAGCAACCCAGCUGACCUCUUCCACUGGCUGCCCAAGGAACACAUGUGUGUUCUUGUAUAUUUGGUAACGGUCAUGCAUUCCAUGCAAGCAGGUUAUUUGGAGAAAGCACAGAAGUACACAGACAAGGCUCUAAUGCAGCUGGAGAAGCUAAAAAUGUUGGACUGCAGCCCCAUUCUCUCAACCUUUCAAGUCAUUCUACUGGAGCAUAUCAUCAUGUGUAGACUCGUCACUGGUCACAAGGCCACCGCCUUACAAGAGAUCUCACAGGUUUGUCAGCUGUGCCAACAGUCUCCCAGGUUAUUCACCAAUCAUGCUGCUCAGCUUCACACGCUACUAGGUCUGUAUUGUAUCUCAGUGAACUGUAUGGACAAUGCAGAGGCUCAGUUUACUACUGCUUUGAGGCUCACCACACACCAGGAACUGUGGACAUAUAUUGUAACUAAUUUAGCAAGUGUGUACAUAAGGGAAGGAAACCGACACCAGGAGCUCUACAGUCUCCUAGAGAGAAUAAACCCAGACCACAACUUCCCAGUAAGCUCACACUGCCUUCGAGCUGCAGCUUUCUACAUCAGAGGACUCCUUUCUUUCUUUCAAGGACGGUACAACGAAGCCAAACGUUUCUUGAGGGAAACCUUGAAAAUGUCCAAUGCAGAGGAUCUGAACAGGCUGACUGCCUGCUCUUUGGUUCUGCUGGGUCACAUCUUCUAUGUGUUGGGAAACCACAGGGAAAGUAACAACAUGGUUGUGCCUGCAAUGCAGCUUGCUAGCAAGAUCCCUGACAUGUCUGUUCAGCUGUGGUCCUCAGCUCUGUUGAAAGACUUGAACAAGGCCCUUGGGAACACUAUAGAUGCCCACGAAGCAGCCCAGAUGCACCAGAACUUCUCCCAACAGCUGUUGCAAGACCACAUCGCUGCUUGCAGCCUGCCUGAGCAUAACCUCAUCAGUUGGACUGACGGCCCUCCUCCUGUCCAGAUCCAAGCCCAGAACGGCCCGACCACCAGCCUUGCAAGCCUGUUAUGAGGACCUUUCUGUGUCACAACACCAGCUGGUACACUAUCAAAUGCAACAGAUUGAUGCCUAACAGCCUGCUUUUAUUCUCACUGUACUUUCAAAACAUUUUUGACAAAGAACUUCACUUUAUUAGCUUCUCAACAAUACUUUUAAAAUUUUGUCUGCAAUUACGUUUUUUAAUUGUUAUAAGACAAACGCAAUUACUGUUCUACAAAUAUUGUUCACUUUCUGAUAGCAUGGAUGCUUACGCAGCACAGGGACAGGGUUGGACUGAUAAAAGCAGCAAAGGAGACAGUAACGUAAGAAAGGGCUUCUUUGAGAUAUAAAGAACCCAUUUUCUCCAUGUGCCCAGUUUCUUUUCCAUUUGUUGGAAAAGCACGGGGUAAAUGGGGAGACAGUAAAGUAAUGUAGAAGAAAUUAAUUUAUUUAUGUUGAUAUUUUUGUAACUGUUAAAUAUUUUACAUCUUGCCUUCUUUUUGUAUGGAUGGUGUUUUUUUCUCAUGCAUGGAAGUUACUGUACAAUAAUCUCUGACCUAGGUUGAGAAACUACUUUCUUGGCGGAAAACUGCACAAAAUUCAUAAAUAAAAUAGAGAUCUCUUGUAAUAUAUUUUCACAAAAUGAUCUGUUGAGAAGUUUGAUGCUACAAAUUGGGAGUGUCCAUCAUUAGGGAGCAGUUGACUGUGCAGUUCUUCUUUGAGUCAGAAGAUGUCUCUGUUGGGUCUGGUAAUGAGCAAUGUUUUAUUUUAUUUAGUGGCUGCCUGAAACCCUUUAAAAAAAAGAACAUUUAGUCCAGUGUAUUUUUGAAAAUCCAUAAGAUUUUGAAACCCGUUAUUGUAUUCAUUUUUACAAAUCAUGUCGUGAUUUUUGGAGCUGAGAGUAAUCUUCAAAUAUUCAAUAAGGAAAUUUAUUUUAAUUUGUCUCCAUAGUUCUACUAAAUGGUUUCUUUACUGUAAGUUUAUAUAGAUUUACCACUUGUUAAACCUUUUAUUGUACAGUUACAUUUUAUAAAGUCAAUUUAGCAAAGUGUGACAUGUAUUUUAGCUAUCCUAUGUAGAAAUCACAAUGCUUGGUAUUUAAGGCACUCUGUAAGGACAGUUUAAUCUUGAGUACUAGCCAUAUUCUAUUCAGUACAUACGUUUUUAAUGCUUACUUUGGUUUCAGUAAUUUUUUUCAAUAAAAAUGAUUGAAGUUUUGUAAA